This is a messenger RNA of Chrysochloris asiatica (Cape golden mole), 2835 nucleotides long. RefSeq names its product poly (ADP-ribose) polymerase family, member 10 (gene PARP10). The coding region runs from base 1 to 2835 and encodes 944 amino acids. Gene Ontology annotation, molecular function: NAD+ poly-ADP-ribosyltransferase activity; transcription corepressor activity. Gene Ontology annotation, biological process: negative regulation of gene expression. Gene Ontology annotation, cellular component: nucleus; cytoplasm. The transcript has 10 exons. The record is from RefSeq and is a predicted model, not a curated record. Lineage: Eukaryota; Metazoa; Chordata; Mammalia; Afrosoricida; Chrysochloridae.
AUGGUUCUCCCCACUCAUCGCCCCACCCAGACUGCAAUGGCGGAGGCGGAUGCAGCCGUCGAACUUUGGGGAUUGCCCCCCGAAGUGUCGGAUGAGUUGCUCACUCUCUACUUCGAGAAUCGGCGCUCCGGCGGGGGGCCUGUGUUGAGCUGGAAGAGACUUGGCUGCGGGGGCAUCCUAACCUUUCGGGAGCCUGCAGACGCCGCGAGGGUCCUGGCUCAGGGGGAACACAUGCUGUUGCAGGCACGGCUGAGCCUGCGGCCGGCUCCGCCCUGGGCCCCCGCGCGCCUGCUACUGCUAGGGCUGCGUCCGGGCAUCACGGCCCAGCGCCUGGAACAGCACGUGCAGACCCUACUGAGUGCCGCCGGACUCCCCCAACAGGUCUGCCGGGCCCUAGACAGCCCCCGGCCAGACCGCGCGCUGGUCCAGCUGCAGGAGCCGCUAUCCGAGGCAGAGUUCGGUGUCCUGGAAGAGAAGGCUCUGGCGCUCGACCUGGACGGCGAUGCGAUGUCCCUGGUCCGGGUGCCCCAGGCCAGAGCAGUGCGGGUGAUGAGGGGUACGUCACCCCCAGAUCCAUUUCUGCUGGAGUUGUACCUGGAGAAUCAACCCCGCAGUGGUGGUGGGCCUCUGGAGGGAUUGCGCACCUUGCCGGGAGACUUGGGCAUGGUAGUCUCCUUCCGCCAGUGGCAGGUGGCCGAGCGGGUGCUUCAGCGAGACCACUGGCUGCAAGACUCCGAGCUGUACCUUGUCCCGCACUACGAUGUCUUGGAGCCCCAGGAGCUUGCUGUGGACCCCUAUGAAGGGGAUCAUGUGGCUGGGCUGUGGCAGGCUCGGGAUCAUAAUAUCCUGGAAGCUAAAGGGCCGUCGAAGACUCUGGAAGGCAGAGGGCCUGUGAUAGAAACUGUGGAGGCUUGGGGACCACCAGGAAUCACUCUGAACCCAGGACCUGAGGGGCCUCUGGGGCAGGAGGGGCCUGUAAGCCAGGGUUCCCUGAGGUCCCUGGAGCAGGGUGACUUGGUGGAGAUAGUUCGGGAAGAGAUGGAGCCACCGGUGGAGAUGGUGCAGACGGAGGUGGUUCGGGGACAGAUGGAGCAGCGGGACAGGGAGCCAGUGGAGAUGGUCCUGUCCAUGGAUCCAGGGGCGCUGCGCUUUCUGCAACUCUACCACGAAGACCUCCUCGCCAACCUGGGAGAUGUCGCCCUCUUCCCCCUUGAAGGGUCGGAUGUGGCUGGCUUUCGGAUCUGUGGUGCCCUUGCCCCAUGCCAGGCAGCUGAAGAGUUUUUGAGGAGCCUGCUGGGCAGCCUCAGCUGUCACAUGCUGACCCUGAAGUACCCGGGCAGUGCCAGCUUCUUGCUGGGUCCAGAGGGACAGCAACUCCUCCGGGACCUGGAGGCUCAGUUCCAGUGUGUCUUUGGGACAGAGCAGUUGACCAGGGUCACUGUGGACACAGGUUACGAAGAGGUGGAUCCCACUGAGGCCCUCCAGGCCCACACUCCAGUUUUUCCAGAGGGUUCCAGCAAUGACCAGGAGACUGUGGGCCUGGAGGAAGUCCAAGAGCUGAUGGCCACCCUGGAGGGCCUGGACGGAGAGGAGUGGCUGCCUCUGGAGCAGGGGGAGGGGAAGACUGAGGAGACUCGUCCCAUAGAGGAGGAGGCGGAGGCAUCGAGUGUGGGGUGCUCUGAAUUGGAGGCUAUGCCCCCCAGCCCUGGGGCUCCAGAGCCGCUGCAGGAGGCAGCCUCAUUGCAGUUGGCCCUCCACCGGUCACUGGAGCCCGGAGGAGGGGUAGCUGAGCAGGAGGAGGCGGCCGCACUGCAGAGAGCUGUGGCCCUGUCUCUGCUGGAGCAGCCCCCAUCAGGAGUUGAGGUGGGACCAGCCCAGCUGCUGGUGCACUCGUCCUUUGAGCAGGACCUGGAGGAGCUGGAGCGGGCGCUGGAGGCUGCCCUGGAGGCCCACCUCUGCCAAGAGAAGGUGUACACCCGGGGCCAAGUGCUGCCCGAAGAGCUGCGUGCCCAGCUGGAACGGUACCAUGGUGUGAUGAUCAGCCUCUGUGAGGACAGUGCUGUCUUCCACGGCUUCAGUUCCCAGCCAGCCCGUGCAAUCCGCCACUUCAAAGCACUGCUAGCUGGCCCCCGGGAUCAGAGCCACGCCUUUCCCCUGGGAGCCUCGGGCCUCCCCCCGCCUCAGCCAAGGCUGAAAGGUUCCUCCAUCGGGCUGGAGCAGCUGGCUGAGAGCUCCCCGGAGUUCCAGGAGGUGGUACAGGCCUUCUAUGACACCCUGGAUGCGGCCCACAGCUCCAUCCGCAUAGUCUCUGUGGAGCACGUGUCGCACCCGCUUCUUCAGCAGCAGUAUGCGCUACAACGCCAGCUGCUGGAGCAGCGCUGUGAGAGGAGGCAGGCUGAGCAAGUCCUGUACCAUGGUACAUCCGCGUCGGCCGUGCAAGACAUCUGCGCACAUGGCUUCAACCGCAGCUACUGUGGCCGCAACGGCACACUCUACGGAAAGGGCGUGUACUUUGCCAAGCGCGCCUCCUUGUCGGUGCAGGAUCGCUACUCACCGCCCAAUGCCGACGGCCACAAGGCAGUAUUCGUGGCGCGAGUGCUGACUGGCGACUAUGGACAGGGCCACCAGGGACUGCGGGCACCCCCGCCCAGGGCCGCGGGCCACGACCUCCUGCGCUACGACAGCGCCGUGGACAGCUUAGAUCAGCCCAACAUCUUCGUCAUUUUUCACGAUACCCAGGCACUGCCCACCCACCUCAUCACCUGCGAGCACAUACCCGGGGCUUCCCCUGGAGAGUCCCUCGGGCGGUCGGGCCAUUCCCUGAUGAUCUCCUGA